AUGAUUACAAUUUCUUUUUUUUUUACAAUCAUUUCCGCGUAUAUAAACACAGAACAUCACCAGCUUAGCAUAAUUCAACUACAUGCAAAGACUAACCUUAAGCAAGCAAUGAGUACAUUGAACCCAGCCACAACGCAUAGAGAAUUUAAUGGUCUUUCUGGAGCAUUAGGUAUAACUUUUGGUUUACCUUUUGUAAUCAUUUUUUUCGCUUUAGUUACCAAUCAAUACUAUUCAUUACAGGGUAUCCAUAUUCAAAUUGAUAAAAUUUUGAGCCAAAUUCCAUCAAACCAAUCUGAAUGGAUUGAUUUGUGUUUUGAUAAGCAAGUUUGGAGUGCAUAUUUAGCUUGGUUCUUUGGAUUGGUCAUUUUAGAUCAAAUUUUGCCUGGAAAAAUGAUGGAGGGAACUAAAUUGAGAGAUGGAACUUAUUUGUCCUAUUGCAUCAAUGGUGUAAGUAUGAGUGGAACGUUGUUUACUAUUUUGAUUGCUCGUUGUUUCCAAGUGGUGGAUUUCAAUUUACCUGAAUUACAGUUUAUUUACGAUCACCAAUUACAAUUGUCAGUGACAUGCAUAAUUUUCUCCUUUUUGUUGGCAGUCUUUGUUUAUGUAUACUCGUUUAUCCCAUUGACAAAAGUUAAUGGUGUUGGAACAAAGGAGAGGAUAUUGAGCGUCAAUGGGAAUACAGGGAACCCAAUUUACGAUUGGUUUAUCGGUCGUGAAUUAAACCCAAGAAUCGGUAAUUGGGAUAUCAAGUUAUUUUGCGAAUUGAGACCAGGAAUGUUGUUAUGGUUCCUCAUCAAUUUGAGUUGUGCUCAUGAGCAAUAUCAUAGAUUGGGCCAUGUCACCGACUCUUUGAUAUUAGUUACUUUAUUGCAAACAUUUUACAUUUUUGAUGGUGUGUUGAAUGAAACUGGUUUGUUGACAAUGAUUGAUAUUACAACUGAUGGUUUUGGAUUUAUGUUGAGCUUUGGUGAUUUGGCAUGGGUGCCUUGGAGUUAUACCUUACAAACUAGGUAUUUAAGCAUUCCAGGUAACGAGGUCAUAUUAGGAUGGUGCAAUUUUGCAGCCAUAGUGGUGUUGCACUUUGUCGGAUUCUACAUUUUCAGAGCUUCUAAUUUACAAAAAUCCAACUUCAAAAAUGGCAAGUUGGAACAUAUGAAACAUAUCAAGACUGCCACAGGGUCAAGGUUGUUAAUUGAAGGAUGGUGGGGUUUGUCGCAACACAUCAACUACCUCGGUGAUUGGUUAAUUGGAUGGUCUUGGUGCUUACCCACUGGAUUCCAAACACCAUUAACAUACUUUUAUGUGAUAUAUUUUGCCAGUUUAUUGAUUCAUCGACAAGUGAGAGAUGAUAUGAAAUGCCAAGCCAAAUAUGGUAAAGAUUGGGAAAAGUACAAACAAUUGGUUCCGUAUAAAAUUAUUCCUUAUAUAUAUUAG
This is a messenger RNA of Lodderomyces orthopsilosis Co 90-125, 1434 nucleotides long. It is a transcript of the gene ERG24, whose product is annotated as delta(14)-sterol reductase. Gene Ontology annotation, biological process: ergosterol biosynthetic process. Gene Ontology annotation, molecular function: Delta14-sterol reductase activity. Lineage: Eukaryota; Fungi; Ascomycota; Pichiomycetes; Serinales; Debaryomycetaceae. Bases 1 to 1434 code for a protein of 477 amino acids. The record is from RefSeq and is a predicted model, not a curated record. Gene Ontology annotation, cellular component: endoplasmic reticulum membrane. The transcript has a single exon.